Messenger RNA from Guyanagaster necrorhizus, 375 nucleotides. RefSeq lists its product as uncharacterized. The transcript has 3 exons. The record is from RefSeq and is a predicted model, not a curated record. Bases 1 to 375 code for a protein of 124 amino acids. NCBI's taxonomy places the organism in Eukaryota, Fungi, Basidiomycota, Agaricomycetes, Agaricales, Physalacriaceae.
AUGCCUGUUACCUCAGAAGAAAUAAACUCUAUAAAGAACCAGGUGAAUAUACUGCUAAACGACGCUAACCAGGACAGCGUUCGGCCCAAGCCUCUAAGAGACGAUCUCAUUGAAGAUAUAAACACGGCUCUUCUCCGACUCAAAGAUCUGUCUUUGAUUAGCGAAAUUCGGGCAAAAUUUUAUUUCUGGAUUCGGAAAGCUCUUUCCAAAGCUCCCGAAGCAGUGCCAACUGUGGCUUCAGUAUGCAAAAUGAUAAAUAAAAUUCAGACUUCAUACGAAGUGAACCGUUUCACUACGACAGAUGUUGGCAACCAGUGUCAUGAUGCCGAAGUGUCUGUGUUGGGAAACAAGCCGACGACUCGGUCACGGAUAUGA